AUGGACAACGCACACACAAAGACGGUUGAAGAAGUUUACAGCUUUUUUAACGUGAAUGAAAGCACAGGUCUGAGUUUAGAUCAAGUGAAGAAACAACGGGAACGAUAUGGACCAAACGAACUGCCAGCUGAGGAGGGUAAGUCCCUUUGGGAACUGGUGAUUGAACAAUUUGAAGACUUGCUUGUGAGGAUCCUUUUACUUGCUGCCUGCAUAUCCUUUGUGCUGGCCUGGUUUGAAGAGGGAGAAGAAACCGUUACAGCCUUUGUGGAGCCUUUUGUUAUCCUACUUAUUCUCAUAGCAAAUGCCAUUGUAGGAGUCUGGCAGGAGCGAAAUGCAGAAAAUGCCAUUGAAGCACUAAAGGAGUAUGAGCCAGAGAUGGGGAAGGUGUACCGCCAGGAUAGGAAGAGCGUCCAGAGAAUCAAGGCCCGGGACAUUGUACCUGGAGACAUUGUUGAGGUGGCAGUUGGGGACAAAGUGCCUGCAGACAUCAGGCUGUCUUCUAUCAAGUCAACCACGCUGAGGGUAGACCAAUCUAUUCUUACAGGAGAGUCGGUGUCUGUGAUCAAACACACUGACCCGGUGCCUGACCCUCGUGCUGUCAACCAGGACAAGAAGAACAUGCUCUUUUCUGGCACCAACAUUGCAGCUGGUAAAGCUGUUGGUGUGGUGGUGGCCACAGGUGGCAACACAGAGAUUGGCAAAAUCCGAGAUGAGAUGGCAUCAACAGAGCAGGAGCGCACACCACUGCAGCAAAAGCUGGAUGAAUUCGGACAGCAACUAUCUAAGGUUAUUUCACUGAUCUGUAUUGCUGUGUGGAUCAUCAAUAUUGGACAUUUCAACGAUCCUGUCCAUGGAGGCUCCUGGAUUCGAGGCGCUGUCUACUACUUCAAGAUCGCUGUGGCUCUGGCAGUUGCUGCUAUCCCUGAGGGUCUGCCUGCUGUCAUCACUACUUGCCUGGCGUUAGGAACACGCCGCAUGGCCAAGAAGAAUGCCAUUGUCCGCAGUUUGCCCUCUGUGGAGACCCUUGGCUGUACAUCUGUCAUCUGCUCUGACAAGACCGGCACACUGACCACCAAUCAGAUGUCUGUGUGCAGGAUGUUUAUCAUUGACCGAGCAGAGGGCGAGCACUGUUCCUUAAAGGAAUUCACUGUCACAGGCUCCACAUAUGCCCCAGAUGGAGAAGUGUACCAUGAUGCAAAACCAGUCAAAUGUUCCCAGUAUGAUGCCUUGGUGGAGCUGGCCUCUAUCUGUGCUCUCUGUAAUGAUUCCUCAUUGGACUAUAACGAGACCAAAGGUGUGUAUGAGAAGGUCGGUGAGGCCACAGAGACAGCUCUCACAUGCCUGGUGGAGAAGAUGAACGUGUUUGAUACAGAUGUUAAAGGCCUUUCCAAGAUUGAGCGAGCUAACGCCUGUAAUUCUGUCAUCAAGCAGCUGAUGAAGAAAGAGUUUACCUUGGAGUUUUCCAGAGACCGGAAGUCCAUGUCUGUGUACUGCACUCCUAAUAAAGCCCGCUCCUCUGUUGGCAAGAUGUUUGUAAAGGGUGCUCCUGAGGGAGUGAUUGACAGGUGCACACAUGUCCGGGUUGGCAGUAACAAGGUGCCCUUGACCCCCGGCAUCAAGGAAAAACUAAUGUCUGUCAUCAGAGAAUAUGGAACUGGCAGGGACACCUUGCGCUGUCUGGCUCUGGCCACCCGAGACAACCCCAUGAGCAAAGAUGAACUGGUGUUAGAGGACUCCACCCGCUUUAUUGAGUAUGAGACUGAUCUGACGUUUGUCGGCUGUGUGGGCAUGCUGGAUCCUCCCAGAGCAGAGGUGGCAGCCUCUAUUAGACUCUGCCGUCUUGCUGGCAUCCGAGUAAUUAUGAUCACUGGAGACAACAAGGGAACGGCAGUGGCUAUCUGCAGACGUAUUGGUAUUUUCGGUGAGGAGGAUGACGUCUCCAGCAUGGCUUUCACUGGCCGAGAGUUUGAUGAUCUGUCACCUGCUGCACAAAGAGAAGCUGUGGUCAAGGCCCGCUGCUUUGCUCGUGUUGAGCCUUCACAUAAAUCCAAGAUUGUGGAGUACCUGCAGUCCUAUGAUGAGAUUACAGCUAUGACUGGUGACGGAGUAAACGACGCUCCUGCUCUAAAGAAGGCUGAGAUUGGUAUUGCCAUGGGCUCAGGCACAGCUGUGGCCAAGACCGCCUCUGAGAUGGUGCUGGCUGAUGACAACUUUGCCACCAUUGUAGCUGCAGUCGAGGAAGGCAGAGCCAUUUAUAACAACAUGAAACAGUUCAUCAGAUACCUCAUCUCUUCAAAUGUGGGCGAAGUUGUCUGUAUCUUCCUGACUGCGGCUCUGGGCUUCCCUGAAGCUCUCAUCCCUGUUCAGCUGCUCUGGGUCAACCUGGUGACUGACGGCUUGCCUGCCACCGCAUUGGGCUUCAACCCGCCAGACUUGGACAUCAUGAACAAACCCCCACGCAACGCUCGCGAGCCCCUCAUCUCUGGAUGGCUCUUCUUCAGAUACCUAGCCAUUGGAUGUUAUGUGGGUGCUGCCACUGUCGGUGCUGCUGCCUGGUGGUUUGUUGCUGCUGAGGAUGGACCAAGGAUUACCUUUUACCAGCUGAGCCACUUCCUGCAGUGUGCUCCAGAGAAUCCAGACUUCCAGGAUAUGGACUGUAGGGUGUUUGAGUCCCCUUACCCUAUGACGAUGGCCCUGUCUGUGCUGGUCACCAUUGAGAUGUGCAAUGCCCUAAACAGUGUGUCAGAAAACCAGUCCCUGCUGCGUAUGCCUCCCUGGGAGAACGUGUGGCUGCUGGGAGCCAUCUGCCUCUCCAUGUCUCUUCACUUCCUUAUCCUCUAUGUGGAGCCUCUUCCAAUCAUCUUCCAGAUCACCCCUCUGAAUCUGACACAGUGGCUGAUGGUGCUCAAGAUCUCGCUGCCUGUCAUUCUACUGGACGAGUUUCUCAAGUUUGCCGCCAGAAACUACCUGGAGCCCGGUUGGCUCUCAUAAAAAGCUUCAUAAAACUUAAAGAGUGGGCUCAGAGGCUGGAGUUGUCCUACCAUCCAGCAUGUGUGCUCACUCUAACCUCACACACCUCAGACACCAUGAUGACCAGCAGUGUGUGUACCUUUGCACCGACAAAAAAAAAAAGGACAUGUUUUCACAGUAAUAAGACCAAAUACGUAAGGGUGUAUACUAUAUAAAGUGGUUGGGCUGGAAACAUAGGUCCUUGGCCCCAUGCACCACAACACAUGAACACAAUUAUACCUCUGUGUGCAGAUGCUAUAUCAAUAUGACACUAUUCCAGUUUUGUGUGCAGGGAAGUUCUCGACACCCUCAACGUCCCUUCUUGCAUGAAGAAUUUGUUUCCAACUUUCAUGGUAGCGUAGAGAAUCUUUGAAACCACUGGGUUGAAUGGUCUUAGCUGUACAUCAGUGUACAAAAAUCAUGCAUGCGUUUCAGCUGUAUGUAGGCUUUGCAAUUUGUAUUUAUAGAUUCUAAUGUAUAAUACUCCAAUGACAUAUUAAGAUGGUUUUAAGAUGGAUAUAUAUCGUAGAUAUUGGGAAAUCACUGUUUUUAUUGUAACGGUUUGGGUAAUUUGCACAAUAUUAGACAAUGAGAAGUGACUCAUGCUGAACCUGACUGUGCUCUACUUGAGUUUGAUUUUUAAUCCCCUCCCUGUUAACUGCUGUGGGCCGAUCACUGAACCAUUUACAUUCUGAUGAAUUAGUCCUUUUGAAAUGAGGACUACAGACUGGUUAUCCUGCAAUACAACAGUGUUCUCCUGUUUUCAUAUAGCCUCUGCAUUAUUAUUAUUAUCAUGUAUCCUUAUCAACUGCUGUAAAACUGUGAUCUAAUGUGAGGGGGCCUGUGCAGUCCCCUCAGUAACUCCUGGUCGAAGAACAAUAUUAACCAUGUGUAAAAAGACGAUCAUUAUUGAGGAUGAAUAAUGAUUGUAGAUGCAUUACUGAGGUUGUGGUUUCAGGUAAAUAAAAUAAUAUAGUAUUUGAA
Messenger RNA from Seriola dumerili (greater amberjack), 3993 nucleotides. It is a transcript of the gene atp2a2b, whose product is annotated as sarcoplasmic/endoplasmic reticulum calcium ATPase 2. Gene Ontology annotation, molecular function: ATP hydrolysis activity; P-type calcium transporter activity; ATP binding. NCBI's taxonomy places the organism in Eukaryota, Metazoa, Chordata, Actinopteri, Carangiformes, Carangidae. The coding region runs from base 1 to 2991 and encodes 996 amino acids. Gene Ontology annotation, biological process: intracellular calcium ion homeostasis; calcium ion transmembrane transport. Gene Ontology annotation, cellular component: membrane. The transcript is spliced from 24 exons. The record is from RefSeq and is a predicted model, not a curated record.